GUUGCUACUAAUUUUAGGUUCUACUAGAUGAACAUGCAAUGCAUCGAGAACUCUGCUUUGCAGGAAGGUACAUAACUUGUGCCGUAAUUUUGGCUUCGUCGUGUGCGGGGGGCCCCGAGGUGGCAGGUGACUGCCGUUUACUGCUGUUGAUUUACUGUCAUCCACCAGUGGGAUCCAUGCUGGCGGUCGUCGUCGUUCUAGGGAAUAAACUGCAAGAGGGUUUCGGAUCAACUCAUCAUCGGUGCUUGGGCAUGUUCAAUUUAACGCCAGUGAUCCCAUCAGGCCUCAGGUCGCAUCAGUCACAGCCUUGAUAAGCCCUGACAGCCUUAUUUGACAGACAAGCCUGGACAAAGACCCGUUAUAUUUGUAGGUGCCUUGAUGUCCCUUGAGCCGUGUUUUAGUGAUAUGGUACAAUUAGUUUUUUCGUCUGCCUGGUUUACAGCUUGAAUUUCUCCCCACUAAUGAGUUUUUAUACUGGUGUCGUGCCUGCAGACGGCCUCUCUGCAGAGGCUGGCAUAAAUUGGUGA
Suillus bovinus is the source of this 527-nucleotide messenger RNA. RefSeq lists its product as uncharacterized. The transcript has a single exon. The record is from RefSeq and is a predicted model, not a curated record. NCBI's taxonomy places the organism in Eukaryota, Fungi, Basidiomycota, Agaricomycetes, Boletales, Suillaceae. The coding region runs from base 39 to 311 and encodes 90 amino acids.